Messenger RNA from Galeopterus variegatus (Sunda flying lemur), 513 nucleotides. RefSeq names its product CMT1A duplicated region transcript 4 (gene CDRT4). The coding region runs from base 1 to 513 and encodes 170 amino acids. The record is from RefSeq and is a predicted model, not a curated record. The transcript is spliced from 2 exons. Lineage: Eukaryota; Metazoa; Chordata; Mammalia; Dermoptera; Cynocephalidae.
AUGUAUUUUCCCAAAGAUAUUUGGACUUUUGAUGUGAAGAAAUCUGCAAAAGCAAAAGAGAACACUGAUGCAAGAAAGAAGACAGAAGAAGGACUCACAGAAAACAUUGGACUUCCCCUGAAACUGCUUGAAAAACAUAACCCUUGGCCAGCCUAUGUCACAUACACCUCCCCAGUGGUGAAAAGACUCAUUGAGAAAAGCAAAACGAGAGAACUGGAAAGCAUGCGUGCUCUCGAGGAAAGCCAACAAGCGUCGUGUCAGAACGAGCUGUCCAGCGUCAUUCAGCUGAAGAGAAGAAAGUCAUCCAGGUCCUCAGGUGAAACUGUGUUCAAGGACACGCUGCCUGAGAGCGCAUUAUCGGUGUGGGGCAGUUACUCCUUUUUGGCCACGGGGCCUGCCAUUACCCCAGAACCCAUGCACUUACAUACGGAUUCCAGAGAAAGUCCCACUGCAAACUACAACAAGAUCAUCUUUGCCCGAAAACCCAUGAUGAGGAAACUUCCAUAUAGCUAG